Physella acuta is the source of this 1199-nucleotide messenger RNA. Its product is annotated as polyprenol reductase. Gene Ontology annotation, cellular component: endoplasmic reticulum. Gene Ontology annotation, molecular function: 3-oxo-5-alpha-steroid 4-dehydrogenase activity. The record is from RefSeq and is a predicted model, not a curated record. Gene Ontology annotation, biological process: polyprenol catabolic process; dolichol-linked oligosaccharide biosynthetic process. Lineage: Eukaryota; Metazoa; Mollusca; Gastropoda; Physidae.
UAGGCUAGCAAUAAAUGUGAAUGUCGAACUAAUACAAUAUUAAUAUUAAUAAAAUUAAUUAGUCUAGACCCCAUUGAACGUUUAAUUUAAGUAGAGUUCAUAAAAAUGAUUUCAGGAAUAAAUAUUUUAUCCAUUUUUUGGAUUUUUUCUUCUAUUGCUAUAAUUUGUACCCAUAUGCUGUUAACUUUAAAAAGUAAUUUAAACAAGUUUGAAAAAACCCUUAACAAAUUUUUCUUAUUUGGAAAAUUCAAAAACCGGUUUCUUCUUCAAGAAAACGAUGGGAUUUUUUCUCAAAAGGGAUUAUUUUAUGGACUGGUAUCCAUACCUAAAAGCUGGUUUAAGCAUUUUUAUGUAAGUGGAAUAAUUAUGCACUCUAUAUCAUUCAUCAUGCUGGCACUUUAUUUGCUCAAUUGUUCAAGUGGCCAAUUGCUCAAACAUCUACAAUACUGGAUAAUUUGGCUGGGCAUUACAAGUAAUCAUGAUAGAGAAUUUGAAGACUGUGCUCUACCUAUGGUUAUGGUGUUCAUUUUUGAAUGGAUACAGAUAAGCAGGAGAUUAUAUGAAUGUUUUUAUGUCAGCUCUUUUUCCAAAAGCACUAUUAGCUUCAUUCACUACUUCUAUGGAAUUUUCCUGUACUGCUCUUUUGGCUUUGGACUUGUUGCAUCUGUUCCUGUAGAAAAACUCAAUUUUUCUACUCCCAAUGUUUUAGAGACUGUCCGUUACAUUUUAGCUAUUGCAAUAUUCUGCUGGUCUUCACAUUUUCAACACAAGUCUAUGUUGACAUUUGCUGCAUUACGUCUAGAUCAGAAAGAUAAACAGCCAUCUGGUCAUUUCAUUCCCCAUGGUCAUCUGUUUGACAUUGUGACAAGCCCACACUUCUUGUGUGAGAUAGUGAUCUACCUGACUCAUUGUUUGGUUUUUAGAUUCAACAACACCUAUUUAUUUAGUGUGGCAUUAUUUGUAGUGACCAAUCAAGUUGUUGCCAGUUGGAAUGCCCAUAAAUGGUAUAAGGAAACUUACCCUAACUAUCCAGCUCAAAGGAAAGCUUUAAUUCCAUAUGUCUGGUGAUAUUGUUGAUUUAAAGAAUUUUGUUUGAAAGUCACAAUAUUUUUACAAUAUUUUUUACAAUUAGUUCACUCAAAAUAUACCUGGUCUUUCAGCAUUUUUUUGGAAGUACUAUAAUUAUAAGCAAUUCAAAA